Messenger RNA from Halichondria panicea, 1579 nucleotides. RefSeq names its product collagen alpha-1(XVII) chain-like. The transcript has a single exon. The record is from RefSeq and is a predicted model, not a curated record. NCBI's taxonomy places the organism in Eukaryota, Metazoa, Porifera, Demospongiae, Suberitida, Halichondriidae. Bases 1 to 1467 code for a protein of 488 amino acids.
AUGUACAGCACAAAGAUGGGCUCGAAUGUGAAGAUUAUCGGUAUCUCAGUGGCAGCGUUUGUGCUACUGACAAUCACACUAUACGGAGGUCUAUCGUUUGCUGUGUGGAAUCUACAUACCCAAAGUGUGAGUCUAAAGUAUGAGAAUGCAAACCUACAGAAUCAAAUUUCUGAAUUACGAGGCUUUGUCAGAGCUAAUCCAAACCCCCACUCGAGUGAUGAAGCCACGGUGAUGGACACACUAAAGCGACUAACUCGACAAUCCGGCUCCUCUCAAAGUGCUACUGAUCUACUUGCUGAUGCUCUGGCAGAACUAAUUGAAAAGAAACUCUACACUAUAAUGGACUGUGCUAGAGAUGACGCUGAUAAUUUAACCGACUGUUCGCUCAAGCCAGGCCCAAAGGGGGACAAGGGAUGCCUGGGUGAUCAAGGUAAAGAAGGCCCUCAGGGAAUAAACGGAGAGCCUGGGGUCAAAGGACACAUCGGCUACCCUGGUCAUAAAGGGGAGGUGGGUCCAAAGGGUCCUAUCGGCAAUCCUGGCCCAAUGGGGCACCGAGGGGUUAAAGGAGAUAUGGGCGAGAUCGGUCAACGUGGUGAGGCGGGGGUUAAAGGCGAGCAAGGUAUGAAAGGACAUUAUGGUUUCCCUGGACACAAAGGCGAGAGUGGCGGGCCGGGUGCCAAGGGGGUUAAAGGUGAUCAAGGCUUUAGAGGCAAUAAAGGACGAAAAGGAGAAAAAGGAAUGACAGGGAUGCAAGGUUCACCGGGACCUAUUGCCACAACCGAUCCCUCUGAGGCGUGUGGUGGUCCUGGAUGGAGGAAGGUGGCAUUCAUUGAUAUGACUAAUACUAGCCAAAACUGCCCUCAAGGACUAACACAGACUGGCUACUCAAAACGAUCAUGUGGUCGAACACAUACAAAUUUAUACGAUUGUUCAUCAGUCACCUUUCCUGUUGGUGGGCGUCAAUACAGUCGAGUGUGUGGGAGAGCUAAGGCUUAUCAGUGGGGUGAAAUGAAUUCCUUUUAUGGGUAUAACCGUGACUCACGUGGUAUCAAUGAACAGUAUGUUGAUGGACUAAGCUUCGCUCAUGGAACACCCAGGACACACAUUUGGACAUUUGCAGGUGGUCGUUAUCAAGCAAACAGUAGUGAUACUAGCAAUAGAAUCCUUCGUUGUCCUUGUAACCUAGGAAACACUUACGGCUCCCCUCCUUUUGUCGGUAAUGACUAUUUCUGUGAGAGUGGCGUAAGCUCUCGUUCUGGACAGAAAUACCAAGGGUUUUUUUCUGAUGAUCCACUCUGGGAUGGUCAGGGGUGUAUUCAUGGCAACCCGUGCUGUCAAUUCCCAUCGUGGUUUAGGAAAACACUACCAACCCCCACAACUGAUAAUAUUGAAAUGAGAAUGUGCAUGUAUGGUGAUCGAAGAUAUACUAACAUAGCUCUUGAACAAAUGGAACUAUAUGUCUACUGAUCAUGAGAGACACUGAACAUUGAUCUAGCUACUGAAUAUCUUAAGAUUUACAUACUAUUAUUGUAGUAUUACUGUAUUACUGAAAUGUUUUGCAAGCGAAUUCAAAGUGAUC